Molecule: messenger RNA, 1781 nt
Organism: Setaria italica (foxtail millet)
Lineage: Eukaryota; Viridiplantae; Streptophyta; Magnoliopsida; Poales; Poaceae
Product: protein GrpE-like
Biological process (GO): protein folding; protein import into mitochondrial matrix
Cellular component (GO): PAM complex, Tim23 associated import motor
Molecular function (GO): protein-folding chaperone binding; adenyl-nucleotide exchange factor activity; protein homodimerization activity
Source: RefSeq, a predicted model, not a curated record
ACCAUGGGUAUUCCGGUAAUUUUCGCGUAAAUCCUCCAUUCUUUUCCCCGACUGCUCUCUCGCUUCCGCUCUCCCUCCCUCCCUCCCUCUGCUGCUCUCAUCUCCUGGUUCCGGCGGAAGGUUCGCCGCGCUCCUCGAUUUGAUCCCGGGCGGCGCAGGGAUGCUGGCCUCGCGCCUCCUCGCGCGCGUGUCCAGGCAGUGCGUCGUCGCGGUGGCGGCGUCCACCGCGGCGCGGCGCACGGGGGUGGCGCGCUUCGGUGUGGCGGCGGCGGCCGCCGCAGAGCCGUUCACUGCUUCCUUCUCUUCGCUCAGGGUUCCGUAUAUCUUGAAUCAUCAUUCAAGAUACUCGACCAGCAUUUUUCAAAGGUUUGGGUUCUCAUCUGUUUCGCCCCAACAAAGUGACAAGGAAGUUAAGGAACCAAAGGACCAUGAAAGCACCUCAGAUGGAUCCAAUGAAGACAGUAUUUCAUCUGGAAGUAUCAAAGAUCUUGAUCUGUCAAAAGAUGAUCUUGUGAAGCUAGUUCAUGAGAAGGAAGGAUUGUUGAAGUCCAAGGAUGAUGAAAUCAAAGAUAUGAAGGAUAAGGUUUUGCACAGCUAUGAAGAAAUGGAAAAUAUCAUGGCUCGGACAAAGCGUGAAUCUGAAAACUCCAAAAAAUAUGCAGUACAGAACUUCUCUAAGAGCUUGUUAGAUGUUGCUGACAAUUUGGCUAGAGCGUCAUCUGUUGUCAAGGAAAGCUUCUCGAAAAUAGAUACCUCUAAAGAUUUUGCUGGAGCUGUGCCACUACUGAAAACACUUCUGGAGGGUGUAGACAUGACUGACAAGCAACUAGCAGAGGUUCUCAAGAAGUUUGGAGUUGAAAAGUUCGAUCCAAUAAAUGAGAAGUUUGAUCCUAGCCGGCAUUGUGCAAUUUUCCAAAUCCCUGAUCCUUCGAAGCCACCAGGAACUGUUGCUUCUGUUGUAAAGGUGGGCUACAUGUUACAUGAUCGCGUCCUGCGUCCUGCAGAAGUCGGUGUCGCAGAGGGAGGCGCAACCGCAGCUGAAACCGAAGAGGCAGACCAGCCUGAGCAGAAAACAGCCGGGGAUUAAGUUACCUGCCGGUAUAGGGAUUCGGAUCCGUUUCAUUAUUCUUUCAUGUCUCCUUGCUCACUGGCACACGGUGCAUAUUUGCUUACACAGGCUCGGCCCAUACGCACACCGACCCACCCACACAAUUACAUGGCCUCAGGCCCAGUACGGGGUUAUGAAAUCCCCCUCCCCUUAAGCAAGCGCUCAUCCUGGAGUGCUUCCAGAAUUUCGCCACCUCCAUUUUGCUGAAGAUCUUCACACAGUUGCAGACAUCGCAGGAAACUCACCGUGCAGUAGAUGUAAGUUCUCCCAGGUCACCUUUUUCGUAGGCAGCGAGUCCCACUUAACCGGUCCAUAUGGCACCGCCUUGUUGCCCACCUUGUGCAGACGUAUGUCCAGUACCUGUGCAGGAACAAGAGUAGUAACAGCAGUAACACAGUUUAGAUCCUCAUAUGAGCUUACCACUGUGUCAGGGGGUAUUGCUUUUUUGAGCUGAGAUACGUGUACCACUGGAUGGAUCCUGCUAGUAUCUGGAAGUUGGAAUUUGUAUGCCACCUGGCCUAUUCUUUGGAGGAUUAAGAAUGGCUCAAAGAACUUGUAGCUGAGUUUUUUGUUUGUUCUUCUAUUUACACAAUCUGAGCAUAUGGCUGCAACUUCAUAUACACCCAAUCACCAACUUGAAACUCUCUUUCCUCAGUUUGUGUUUAGAGUUCAA